Molecule: messenger RNA, 1518 nt
Organism: Trachymyrmex cornetzi
Lineage: Eukaryota; Metazoa; Arthropoda; Insecta; Hymenoptera; Formicidae
Gene: Ubc4
Product: ubiquitin conjugating enzyme 4
Exons: 5
Coding region: 550-1152 (200 amino acids)
Molecular function (GO): protein binding
Source: RefSeq, a predicted model, not a curated record
CUGCUUGGCUUGGCUUGGCUUGGCUUGGCUUGGCGCGACGUGAAUCUAGACGAAAUUCAAAAGGGGCGGGCGCGGAGAGAGAGAGCGAGUGCCGAAGUGCCGACUGCCGAGUGAUAGUCAACUUUUGCACAUUGAUGUGGCGCCGCGCCGGUGGCUACCGGUGGCGAUGAGUCGAACGACAAGUCGCGUGUGUACGUGCGCGGUGGUGCGCGGCGGCGGCGUGAUUUCGUAGAUACUGCCGUUGCAACUGGGUUAGGCGGUUAGGGUCUAGGGACGUUAGGGACGAGUCCGGGUGAACGCGAGCGAAAACUACGGAUUUGGGUGCAGGUGCACGGGAUUCGUCGAGUCGCAUUUCGCAUUUCGCAUUUCGCGACAUUCACGUGGAGGACACUCUACGCGCGACGCGACGCGACGCUACGUUUACGCUACGCUACGCGACGCGACGCCGCCAACGUGCGAGGAAACGCGUCGCAGGGCACGAGCUCGCUCGUUCGUCCUCGUCCAAGUGACAAUGACAACGUGCUAACCGUUUUAGGUGAUUCGGGAGCCAUGGCGAACAUCGCGGCACAGCGAAUCAAACGGGAGUUCAAAGAGGUUAUAAAGAGUGAGGAGAUAGCAAAAUGUGCGAUUAAAGUAGAGUUGGUCAACGAUAGUCUUACCGAAUUAAAAGGAGAGAUUGCUGGUCCACCAGACACACCAUACGAAGGUGGUAACUUUGUGCUCGAGAUCAAAGUUCCCGAGACGUAUCCAUUUAAUCCUCCUAAAGUACGUUUUAUAACAAAAAUAUGGCAUCCCAAUAUAUCUUCUGUUACUGGUGCCAUAUGUUUGGAUAUUUUAAAAGAUCAAUGGGCUGCCGCAAUGACUCUGCGUACGGUACUGCUAUCGCUUCAAGCGUUAUUAUCUGCAGCAGAACCUGAUGAUCCUCAGGAUGCGGUAGUCGCUAAACAAUAUAAAGAACAUCCUGAAUUGUUUCGUCAAACUGCCACACAUUGGACAUUUGUAUAUGCAGGUGGGCCAGCGAAAAUGCCCGAUUUAGAUGACAAGAUAAGAAGAUUAACAGAUAUGGGAAUCGAAGAACAUAACGCGAGAGUCGCUCUAUCUUCGUAUAAUUGGGACUUGGAACGCGCCACCGAGCACUGCCUCUUUAGUUAGUGAUAACUACAUAGUUAAUUUAUCACAUCCAUUCAUUUUCUGCAAAAAAAUUUCCUUGUAAUAAUAUCAUGUCCGAAUAUUGAUAUCAUUAAUGAUUUUACAAUUGGAAUUCUGCAAUUAUAUUGACAAUAGCUGGAUGAUGGAAAGAAAUUAUCUGAAAAGCUAUCCAACAUUUAUCAAUAGUAAUCUAUUUAAUUUGUAACGUAAGAACAUGAGGGAAAAAUAAUUAAAAAAAAAUGGUUAGAAUCAAUAAGAAAAAUUUUUAACAUUUUCUGAGAACUAUACUGUUCUGCAUUACAUUCUGUUCAAAUUCCAUUGUUGCUUAAGAAAUAGCAUAAUUUUACAACACAGUUUAAAUUGAUAUAU